AAAUAUAAACUAGUGUGAACACAAUUUUUGUAAAUUCACUAAAAACAAAACUCAGUUGCUGGAAGUCACGAAAUAUGUCGCCUAUAUGUGAAAUUAAAGUUCCCUUUAAUGAAUCAACAGUAAAACCCCAGGAAGAGGUCAAUGUUUGUUUCUAAGGUUGGAUCUCUUGUCUGUGGAAUAGAAAUGCCCGAAAUCUUAUCGCCAAUAAAAAUUAAUAAGCCAUUGAUAAUUUACACCUGUUGUUAUGAGUGUGGCUAAUUUAAAAAUAAUUAUCGUCCUGUUAUCAUAUUUUCGGUAACAUAAAUCUUCCUGAAAAUCGCAUUAAUAAAUAAGCACAAAAAUGUGUGUAAGCGAAGACUAGAAAAAUAUGCCAAAUUCCAAUUGAAUCAGAAUAGUCGAAACGACGAUCGGCGAUCAAGGCCAUAAAAAUGGAAAUCCUAAUCUUAACAUUAUUUGUACAAUCUGCCUUAAAAAGAAAAAAACAAGACAAGAAUGCAUCAACGCAAUGAGCUUUGACAAGAGGCAAUAAUGCUGUGCUAAUUUUAGGGAAGGGGUUCGACUUUUUGCUGCUCUGCUGCUACUGGUUCUGUGCGUCUAUUCUGCCUGAUAGCAAUACAAUAAUACAAUCUGACAUUCCGAAAUCUUAUCUGCAGUGAAAUAGUAAUUGCUUUCUUAAUAUAUGCCUCUGACAUUAUGGAAGUUCCAGCGCUUUUGUGAUGUUGUCCAGCCGUAUAAAUGCCAACUUCACAUUUCGUCGUCAGUUAGUAUAGUUUUCAUCGACCGUCAAGAAACAGUUCUCAAAAAAUAUGCAAGUUUUGCUCGCAUUGCUCGCAUUUGCUGCGCUUUUGGAGCUAAGCAGCCAAACAGAGUAUGUCGGAAUAAGCGAGGAUAUCUGUCGCCUCUUUCCAGAUGGCACGAAGCUGCGACAGCCGGGAUACUGCGAUCGCUGGAUUGUUUGCCAGGACUUCAAGAGCACCACCGGCGGCACCUGCACAGCGCCACAAGUCUUCAAUUUGAGCAAGGGAACUUGUCAAGCUUCACUGGACAAGACGGAUACUUACUGUGAUUCGCCUUGUUCUUCAAAGACUAGUGGAUACGUGGGCGACACCUUCAACUGCGCCAAUUGGUAUUACUGCGAUAAGGCUACCACUUUGAGCAGUGGCAUAUGUCCAUACAGCAUGCACUUUGAUCAGAAUCAACAGAUGUGCGUCUAUCCCAAGGAUGCCAUGUGCACUGCCCAAUUUGAACUGGUUCAAGUUGUCCCAGCGAAGACCAACAUCAAGGACGAAAGCAACUGCGAUAAGUAUCUGACAGCCAGUGCUGGUAAGCUCACCACGGUCAACUGUACCACAGACCUCUACUACGAUGUCUACACGGGAGCGUGUAUCAAAAAGUCGCUUGUGGAAUGCGCGAAGCAUCCGUUGCCCACUGAGGUUUGUGGCAACAAGAAGCUGGCGAUCCGCAAUAAAUUUGUCGCCGAUGGAGCCACCUGCCGUGGCUAUUACUAUUGCCAUGAUCUCGGCUCUGGUGUCCCGGAUCCCUCACCGCUCUGGCAACAAUGUCCAGUCGCGUAUUUCUUCAACGAGGAGCGCAGCAUAUGCGAAGAACGUGCCCAUCGGAAGUGCGUUGAGGAUCGCUGCGAUGGUCGCGACGAUGGCUUCGAAGUGGCCGAAGUUCCCGGCUGCCAGCAUUACAUUAAGUGUGUGAAUGGUGCCCAGUCUGGGGAUAUUUUGGAGUGCGAUGAUGGCAUGUACUUCGAUGCACUGGCUCAAAAGUGCACCACCGUAAAACAGACCUAUGGCGCAUGCAGCGAAUAAAACUGUGCUCAGCCUAAAAGUAUGCAAUAGAAAUAUAUAAAAUUUAUGUCUCUCGAAAAUUGUUUCUGCAAUUAACUUCACAUAUCAGCCCGCUUAAAAAGUAAAAAGAAAUAUUGAAG
Molecule: messenger RNA, 1936 nt
Organism: Drosophila sulfurigaster albostrigata
Lineage: Eukaryota; Metazoa; Arthropoda; Insecta; Diptera; Drosophilidae
Product: peritrophin-44
Exons: 2
Coding region: 807-1817 (336 amino acids)
Cellular component (GO): extracellular region
Molecular function (GO): chitin binding
Source: RefSeq, a predicted model, not a curated record